AAGUUUUGACUGCAGGGUGAGGUGAGGAUUUUAUAUAUGGUGGUACCAUGGGAGGGGUAUGGGGGGAUGGAUUUGAAUUUUCAUUUACGGUUGGUUUGUUGUGAUGUAAAAUGUUUUUUAAAGAGUGUUUUAUUUUUUUGUUUGGUUACUUUUCACAAUUAGUAAAUUAUAUUUUACGUUGUUUGGAGCCUUUGUAAUAAAAAAUUACAGGUGAAAAUUGACAUACAGGUUUGUUGAAGUAAGCAAUUUUAUGUACAUAUAUAAACAAGAAAAAGGUUCAGAAUUUUAAUCAAACAUGGAAAAGCAAAAGAAGAAAACGGUUCAGAAUUUUAAUCAAACAUCGAAAAGCAAAAGAAGAAAAACAUUUUACUGUGUGAAACUAAAAAAAUCUUAUAUUCUGGUCCAAAGGCCGUAAUGAGCGACAAAAAAGGUUAGAGCAUCCGGGGGCAUGAAGUUUUAGGGUGAUAGUGUGUCAGUGUAGGGAGAGGGAGGUGCGGUUUGCAGAAACAAAUAGUGUUGUUUUUGUGGGCUUUGCAAUCACUAUUUAUACCAUUCUUUAACGACGGAGUGGUAUGAAUACUCCAUAAAAUUUUUUUCUAGGACAAAGAAAAAAAAAACUGCAGCUGUUAGUUCAAAUUUUUGAAGAAAGGAAAGGAAAAAAAUAAAAUAAUAAUAAAAUAAUAAAUAGAUAAUGAGAUAAUUAAGUUUCACGAUCCACGCCUCAGAACAUAUGCAUAAAAAAAAAAAAAUAGAGUAUCACAUAACUUUUUAACUUAUGUGAUGCUGCUUUAAAAAAAAAAAAACACCCUGUCUAUCUGGAUGAACUCCUUCCGGCGGGAGUUUGGUGUCCUCUAAUCUAAAAGUUAGUACUGUUGCGUACCAACUCAUUCACAUAUGAUAUGGGAUGACACUCUCAUUGCUAGGUGGUGCCUAAUGCACCAGUCUUUAGCCUUCAGUAUUUCUCUACCAAUAUCGGUUACACACACAUAUAUAUAGACCAGUUUCUUCCAGAUAGAUUGCAAAAACAUGCAUGCUACCUCUCAACCAGCCUAUACGCACUCUCGUCCCUCCUAUUCUCCAAACGCUCAGCCCAACCCUCACAACCCUUCUACAAACCACCACAGACCCCCUAAAGCUCCGUCAAAUUCAUGCUUACAUGAUUGUCACCGGCAUCAUUCAAAACACAUUUGCUGCUACUCAAUUACUAUCCUCUCCGGCACUCCUAGACUACCAUUACGCUUCUUCAAUUUUCUCACGCAUUUCUCGUCCUGAUCUCUUCACAUGGAACACCAUCAUCAAGAAACUGUCACGGAACAACACAUUUCCAACAGACCCACCUCUUUUAAUCUAUAAGCAGAUGCUUGUUACUGGUUUAAGACCCAAUGGGCACACUUUCAUGUACCUAAUCAAGGCAUUACAAGACCUCCGGGAAGGUGAAGAAGUUCAUGCAAAUGUUAUAAGAACUGGGUUUGGGUCUAGUGAGUUUGUUUCAGGAUUGGUGUUGUGGACUGCGAUGAUUCGGGCCUAUGCUUGCGUGGAACUUCCUAUGGAAGCGAUGGAAUUGUUUCGGAAGAUGGGGGAAGUUGAUCUUAUGCCUGACCCGGUGGCGAUGGCUACUGUUAUUUCUGCCUGUGGUCUGUUUGGGGACCUGGGGGUUGCUCAGUUGAUUCAUGGUUUUGUCAUCAAGACUGGACUAUAUAUAGACCCUUUUGUAUAUAGCAGCCUUUUGGGUACAUAUGGAGACUCUGGAAAUUUCGAUCUUGCACACCAGCUAUUUUUGGAUAUCCCAGUUAAAAAUAUUGUGAUUUGGAAUGCUAUAAUUCAUCAAAGUUUCGAGCACAAUAACUUGGAGCUCGCAAAGUUGCUAUAUAAAUCAAUGCCAGAGAGAGAUUUGGUGUCAUGGAACACGAUAAUUGGAGGACUAUCUCGUGCUGGUGAAUCUAAGGAGGCUUUAGCAUUGUUCCAGGAGAUGGAGUUUGUUGGUGUGAAACCGAAUGUAUCAACUCUGUCAAGUGUUCUGUCUGCCUGCGUUAGUGUUGGAGCUCUGGACAUAGGCACAAAAAUAGAUGCUUAUAUACAGAGAAGCAACUUUAAUUCAGAUGGGGAAUUGGACUCCAGCCUCAUUGAUAUGUACUCAAAGUGUGGCAACAUUGAAAAGGCUAUGCAAAUAUUUGACAAGUCUCCAAGGAAAGAUAUCUUCUUGUGGACAUCGAUUAUCUGUGGGCUAGCAACGCAUGGACAAGGGAAGGAGGCCCUAGACUACUUCUCUAAGAUGCAAGAAGCCAUGCUUCAACCUGACGAAGUCACGUUCACGGGAGUCCUCAAUGCUUGUGCUCAUGCUGGAUUGUUAGAUCAAGGGUGGGUCCAUUUCUGUUCCAUGGAGAAAUAUUACAAUCUGAAACCCAAGGUUGAACAUUAUGGGUGUAUGAUAGAUCUUUUAGGCCGAAUGGGUCGUCUAUCAGAGGCAUAUGAACUUAUACUCGAAAUGCCCAUGGAAGCCAACAACGUAGUAUGGAAAGCCCUGCUUAGUGCCUGCCGCGUCCACAAGAAUGUAGAUCUAGGUGAGGUUGCAGCCAGAAGGCUACUUGAGCUUGAUCCUUCUGAUUCUUGGUCUAGACUAAUGCUGUCAAACAUGUAUGCCGAAGAUUGUAGGUGGGAUGGGGUCAUGAGGUUACGUGAAGAAAUGAAAGCCAAGGGGUUGAGGAAUUCUGCCGGCUGUAGCUCAAUUGAGGUGAAUGGAACAAAUAAUGGAUUUCUUAUUGGAGAAGAUUCAGAAGUCAAUGCUCUAAAGUAUUGAAAAGGUCUCUAAGCUGUGAUGCUAUCCAAGAACAUCAAUUUAUGCUCAUCUGAUUUCAAUGCAUACUUAAGUUAGAGAUUGUUGCAAGCUUAAUUUUACCUGAAAUGAUUGUUUGCCAAGGAAGAGCAAAUUUCAAGGAGUUGGUAAAGAUUUCUAAUUUUUCAACCCCUCAGAAGUUUUUGCUUCACCGAACAUGGCAUUACUGAUGAUCACACCAUCAACUCCUUAUUUAUCCAGAGCACUGAAAGACAGCUUGGGAAGCAACUUAAGUCAGAUAAACAGUUAAUUUUGAGGUCGCCAUAGUGUGAAUCGAUCAAGGUCAGUAUUAGGGAUUAAACAAUCUGCAAACUGUAAUGAUAAAAACUGACCAAGAUAAGGAGACAUGAGACAUGCAUAGUACAACUAAGAUUAUGCAUAAAGAUAAUAUUUACAUUAUCAUUUUUGUAAAUAUAUCAAUUGUUUACUGUCACGCUUCCGGAAACGCCUUUUCUGGAUGCGUGACAUUUAUUAUGUACUCUUUAUAUGGAUAUUGAAUACUUGAUACAUGUACAUGUACAUGUAUGAGAUAGCUAACCCGAACCAAGGAUGGGAUUACUUGCAAUCUGCUUGGUGUGGGUUUGAAAUGUUCAAUCAUCAGCAUAUUGGUUGUUGGAUGGGAUCAUGUGACUUGUCCGGAUGAUGUUUUAAGCUUGUGGAGGUUUUAUGCUUGCUUUCCUCCCAACCCAACCUUAACCAAAUGUCACCCCUGGUGGUGGCAGUAUAAAUUACACAAAAACUGUUAUCUUCUUGUAAAUCAGUUUCCCGAGUCAUCCAUGAAUAUGUGACCCGUGCAUAUUCCAAGUAUUAGCUAACUUCCCCUUCUUCUAAUAGAGAGGAACUACCUUAAAAUGCAUUUACCAGCAAAUCUACAUCAAAACAGAUUGCCGAUCGAAAGGUCCAAUGAAGAAAUCAUCCCAUGUUACCCACCUUUUCCUCUCUGUAUAUACCUGCUAAACUUCAUUACAGUACAGAGUUCUUCCCAACUUGCAUUAUGAAAAAUAAAGUUUAUUUCACCACACUUCAAAAAGAGAAGACAUUGAUCACUUUAUUUUGGAGUCUAAGAUUACCUUUAAUUCAGAAACAUGUUUCCUUUUUAUUACUUUAGCUUCCAUGAGACUUUACCAUAGCCCUUCACAUGUAGCUUAAAGUAGUAAAUCAGGUUGUAAGUACUUGUAAGUUGGAGCACUUGGUGUGAUUUAUGCAGAAGAGUAAGUUUUGGUGCUUAUCAAUGAAGAUACUUUCUUUGUUUCUUUUUGUUUUCUCCGUUUUAAGUUUAUCACCAUUACUUGGAUUAGUUGCAUGUGAACUAGUCCUGUUUUAGUUUUAUUGGUGCUCUCUGACUUCCAAUUGCCUUCAGUAGAAUGUGUUACUAACAGGAAUUUUAUUAUUGUGACGAGCUUGCAGCAUUCAAGCCAUGCCUUUGUUUUUUUGCAGCAAGUAUUGGAAGUUCGAAAUGACGAAGCCU
Messenger RNA from Cornus florida, 4301 nucleotides. RefSeq names its product pentatricopeptide repeat-containing protein At3g12770-like. Bases 1031 to 2797 code for a protein of 588 amino acids. NCBI's taxonomy places the organism in Eukaryota, Viridiplantae, Streptophyta, Magnoliopsida, Cornales, Cornaceae. Gene Ontology annotation, biological process: RNA modification. The record is from RefSeq and is a predicted model, not a curated record. Gene Ontology annotation, molecular function: RNA binding; protein binding. The transcript is spliced from 2 exons.